This is a messenger RNA of Spea bombifrons (plains spadefoot toad), 2075 nucleotides long. RefSeq names its product coiled-coil domain containing 17 (gene CCDC17). The transcript has 14 exons. Lineage: Eukaryota; Metazoa; Chordata; Amphibia; Anura; Pelobatidae. The record is from RefSeq and is a predicted model, not a curated record. The coding region runs from base 13 to 2037 and encodes 674 amino acids.
UCGGCUAUCGUCAUGGCGGAUCUGGGGAGCCAUCGCUGCCGUUACUGUAACAUGGCGUUCCGUAGCUACGCCCUCCUGGAGAAACACAAGGAAAAGUUCUGUAUUGGGGGCCGCGGCGGAGAUCUGUCGGGCCGAGGGCUUCCCAGGACGACAGAGACCCCUGAUUACAGAACGAGGGAAAGCAUUGCGCGCCUGAGAGUCGCCGAGAGCCUGCUGAGCGAGCGGGAGCAGCAUCUGCUGGAUGGAUACGGACGCCCGGACGCCGCGUCAGACAGCAGGGCGCUGAAACACUUAACUGAAGAGUUCCACAAGCUGCGGCAGUCACUGGAGGUCACCGUCCCGUCGCUGAGAUCCAUUCAGUUUCAGGAGGAAGCCAGCCCCUGGGACAGGGAGUACCGCGAGCGAAUGCAGGAAAUGGCAGAAGCUCAUGAACGCCACCUCGCCGACCUCCAGACCCGAAACCAGGCGCUGGAGCUUCAGAGAGAAGAAAUCCGGCAGCGUCUUUCAGAAGUGGCCAACGCCGGAUCCUCUACCAGCCACAUCGAGCAGAUGCUGCUGGAAUUGAAAGCUCAGGAGGAGAAGAACCAGCUGGCCUUGGAUGAUUUACGGAACCAGGUUGGACUCAUCCAGUCUGAAAGCAGAACCAAAUCGGAAAGAUCCAACCAGGAACGGACAGCGAGCCCCCCAGCCAAGAAGGAGAAGCCUCCUCUGCACUUUAUAACCUUCCCCUCCCACGGCAGCCCCCUUUCCUCUGAAAUCAGUGCCCUUCAGUUGGCAUACGUCCAGAGCGGUGGAAGCGAUCCAGCCGUCUUGGCUCAAAUGCGGGACCUACAAGCAGAGGCAAUGGCAUUUGAAGAGAUGGCUCACAAGCAGGAACGGAAAGAGAAGAAAAAGAAAAGGCAUGAAGGCUCUUCUCGGGUACUAGACGUUGAGCUGAUGGCAGUAGAACUGGAGAAUCAGCGCCUGGAAGAAGAAAUCUUUAACUUAAAACUACACAGGAACAAGAAAAAGACAGAGAAGGGAGAGUCCGAGAUGUUUGAAAUGCAGAGGGAACAUCUCCAGCAAAUGGCUCAGCUCCAGGCUGACAUGGAGAUGCUCAGACGGGAUGUGAGCAGAAUGCCUCCUCGAGUCAGUCACGGACCCCCACCCUUCUUACCUCCCCCUGUGGUCCCACCUCCCCUGCACGCUACGAGGCAAUUCCCAGGGAAACCAGAACCCGCCGUUGCAAUGGGGGAGCUGGGUUCGAUGCGUCCUCCUAGUCCAUCAACAAACAGACACAUACUGGAGCCCCUAGAUGCUCUGGGACCAGCGCCAUAUGAUCCAGUGGCUGGAUUUGUGAUAUUUUAUGACUUUCUACUGGGUUUGGAACCGACGUUUCAGAAGGUACGGCUGCUCUCGGGACUGUACAGCAAUGGCCACAGGAUGGGGCAGACCGCUUCCCUCCCCGACGCGCUUUGUGAGAUGUGGCAGCAUCCUCACCACCUUGCUAAUACCUCAAGGGGAAACACCGCGCUGUUAUCGGCCAAGCAGCCAAUACCCAGGGUAAGGCCUGGAUCUUCCAUUGCUUUAGUUGUCGAGCUACAAGCAUCAGGAGGAUUCAACGCCUAUGGCCAAGAGGUCCCUCACAUGUCCUCCCGCGGCUGGACGAAGUUGGACUUGUUUGACCAGCACAACCAGGUUCUGAGUGGUCGAUGGAAGCUGCCGGUGAGAGCCCUACCGCUGAGGCCGGGACUGAGCACGGGACAGCUGAACACCGUCCCACAGGUUGGAAAAGCAGAACUUUUUCUACGUGUCAUGAAUGCCAGAGAUGCCGAAAUCCAAUCGCUGGCAGAGAUUGAUCUGAGGAAUGCCUCACUGUAUCAGUAUCCACCAUUGAUGGCCGGUCCGAAUGCUACUGUAUCAGAGGACCCGAGUCACCGGCCAGUGUUCCACCAUCCCCCCCACGCGUUUAACGUAUCCCUUUCCCCUUAUACUGACUAUGUCGAUCCACCCCCAGUCCAGGAGCUUCCUAACCAGCAGAAAACCAGCCAGAGGUGAGAGGGAGCUGUCCUACCUCCGCUGCCCCGCGACGGAGC